AUGCCAAAUCUCCGCCUCAUCGCCCUCCUCGUGGCUCUUGCCAGUAUCGCGCUCGUCGCAGCAGACCCCACCGCAUUCGGCCCCUCCCUGGUGUCCAAGGGGGGCCGGGACGCCGAGGGCUGUGGGCGCCUUGAUGGGCCCUGCUGCCUGAGCAAGAAGGCAGGCGCCGGCAGGUGCCGCAACAACCUUGCAUGUGUGCCUGGACAGAUGCGCUGCCUCGCCUGCGGUGGCGAGACCCAGCCCGCCUGCGACGGCGCCAAGUGCGACCCCGGCCUUGCCCCUUUCUUCAACCUCGGCCCGGCCCCGCUCUGCCUCCCCACCUCCCGCGACACCGGCUCCGCCGGCUCCGUCCUGCCGCGCCCCCUGGCAAACAUCGGCGUCAGCGCCGCCGACCGCCGCAAGCGCGACAGCGACACCGGCAAGAAGGCGAUGCGCUCCUGCCUCGACGGCAACACCUGCGAGCGCGGCGCGUGCGUCAGCGGCAUGUGCGUGCCCUGCGGCGGGCCCAAGCAGCCGUGCUGCGCGGGGAACAGCUGCCGCCAGUUUGAUGGCGAUGCCAUGGCGUGCCAGUUCGACCAGAAGCUCGCGACAAACGCGUGCGUCAAGGCGUCCAAGAAGUGA
Messenger RNA from Monoraphidium neglectum, 621 nucleotides. RefSeq lists its product as hypothetical. The record is from RefSeq and is a predicted model, not a curated record. NCBI's taxonomy places the organism in Eukaryota, Viridiplantae, Chlorophyta, Chlorophyceae, Sphaeropleales, Selenastraceae. The transcript is spliced from 2 exons. The coding region runs from base 1 to 621 and encodes 206 amino acids.